AUGGAGAACAAAGGGUACCAACCUAAUGCAAUUACUUGUGGGACGAUAAUAAACAGUAUGUGUAAGAAUGGCCAAACUGGUGUGGCUAUUAAGUUGCUCAAGAAGCUUGAAAAAGGGAAUUCUGAACUAAAUGUGGUGCUCUAUAGCAUGGUCAUUAACAGUUUAUGUAAGGACAGAUUGGUAACUGAGGAUUUGAACCUUUUAUCUGAAAUGAUGAGUAAAGGCAUUCAACCAAACAUUGUCACUUACAAUUCCUUAGUUCAAGGCCUAUGCAAUUUUGGCCGGUGGAGGGAGGCGACUACUUUGUUGAAUGAGAUGGGGCAAAGGAAGGUCAUGCCAAAUGUACGAACAUUUAGCAUAUUGGUGGACACACUUUGCAAGGAAGGGAUGUUGACUGAGGCAAAAGAAGUUUUUGAUGUGAUGAUUCAAAGAGGCAUUGAUCCUAACAUAGUCACUUACAAUUCUUUUAUUGAUGGUUAUUGUUUGCAAAACAAACUGGAUGAGGCAGUUAAGACGUUUAAUAUGAUGGUUGAGAAGGGUUGUUCACCCAAUGUGGUUAGCUAUAACAUAUUGAUCAAUGGAUAUUGCAAAAGUAAAAAAAUUGAUGAGGCAAAGCGUCUGUUUCAUGAAAUGUCCAACAAGGGAAUGAUUCCUAAUGUAGUGACUUACAACACUCUUAUAGGUGGGUUAUGUCGAGUGGAGAGAGUCCAGACUACACUAGAGCUAUUCAAUACAAUGUGAGCUUGUGGCCAACAUCCAGAUCCCCUAACCUAUGCCACCCUGUUAGAUGGCUUUUUUAAGAAUAGACGAAUUGCUGAGGCAAUGGCAUUGUUUCUGGAGAUGGAAGAAAAAAAGUUGGACCACAAUAUUGUGUUUUACAACAU
Quercus lobata is the source of this 884-nucleotide messenger RNA. Its product is annotated as pentatricopeptide repeat-containing protein At1g12775, mitochondrial-like. NCBI's taxonomy places the organism in Eukaryota, Viridiplantae, Streptophyta, Magnoliopsida, Fagales, Fagaceae. The transcript is spliced from 3 exons. Gene Ontology annotation, molecular function: protein binding. The record is from RefSeq and is a predicted model, not a curated record. Bases 1 to 741 code for a protein of 246 amino acids.